AUGUUACCUCGCUCUGAUGAUGUCCGUCAUAUGACAGACCAAAGCUUAGCACCUUUUCACCGGAAUCGAAGGAGAUUGCCUCGGAAACAACGUCAGCAUGAAUCUUCCAGUAAAGCAAAUCGACAGCUGUUCAAGAGGAAUCCGCCGUCGUCUUCUGGUGGAAUCUACCUGCAAAUCUCUUCACCCAACACUUUCACUCGAAAUGGAAAAUACAUUCCACCCGUCGUCAAAGAAAUGGCCACCAAGAUCGCUGAUGUGCCCCAGAAGGUGGUAACAGAGGCUAAUGAAAAGUGCCACAUUAUGCAUCUUUUUUUAUACCGAUGCUGUGAACGCAUCCACUCCCCCAAUCACAGACCGGGUUUCAUGCCCGCCCACUCAGCCGCCGUCCCAGUUACACGACAUACGCCCAUCUGCCCGUUCAGUCUCUAA
This is a messenger RNA of Protopolystoma xenopodis, 429 nucleotides long. The record is from the annotation of a GenBank genome assembly. Lineage: Eukaryota; Metazoa; Platyhelminthes; Monogenea; Polystomatidea; Polystomatidae.